AUUCGCUGUUGGUUUCUUGGAACUGCGAGUCCCAGCGUGCUUUGCGUCAGGCUGCUGUUGUUUUGGGACAGCUGAUUUCAAAGUGUGGGGACACAUGCACGUGUAAAACAUGGAGAUUACCAACCAGAGCCUUCAACAAGAGUCUUCUGUCAACUUUCUGAAUGUAGCUCACAGCUAUGUUCCUAACACCAAGGUGGAAUGUCACUAUACACUUCCUCUCGGCAUGAAAACUUCCACCAGUGACUGGAUUGGCAUCUUCAAAGUUGGAGCUGCUUCUAUUCGUGAUUACGAUACCUUUGUUUGGACACCGUCUCCUGAAACCUCUGGUGAAAGAAAUUCCCUUCAAUGCAGUGUCCAGUUUCAAGCUUAUUACUUACCACGGCCUGGGCAGCAGCAGUACCAUUUUCGAUAUGUGGAUCGAUAUGGUAUUGUGAGAGGAUGUAGUGAACCCUUUGUAUUCGGUGACCCAGGGCCCUUGGAAGACUUGGUUACAUUGGAGGAUGAGGAAACAUCCAUGGACAUGCUUCUGGUAGUCCCAAAAGCCACGUUACUGCAGCGUCAGCUGGAAGAGUCCCAGCAGGAACGGAAUGCUCUGAUGAGGGUCCGACUUGAAUUAGAGGAGGAAGUGAACACCCUGCAGAAAAAAAUCGAUAAUCUUGAGGCAGCUCUGAAGGCUGCUGAUGAGAAGUCCAAUCUUCUUUCUCAAAAACUGAUGUAUGCUUCAUUGAAAGAUGAGUUAGUGAAGAAGGAAUAUGAGAUACUUAGCUCCCGAGAGAAUGAACACCGUGGUCGGAUCGAGCAGUUGCUGAAUGACAUUGAGGAUAUGAAGAAGAUUGUGCUGGACAAAGACAAAGAGAUUCACAAUUUGAAGGUGCAGAAAUGUUCCAUAGAGGAAGAAAAUGGAAAAUUAAAGCUACAUCUAGGAGAUGCAACCUCAGAGAAGGAACACUGCCAGUUGCAGGUAGGCACCCUGCAAGAGAAGCUCCGCAGCACAAUGGACGUGCUCUCUUCCAACCAGCAAAAAGUGAUGCUGUUGAGUGAAGAAUUGGCUACAGCAUCUUCCGUUCGAGAUCGCACCAUCUCAGACCUGCAUAAAAGCCGCCUUGAAACUGCGGACCUUGCAAUCAAAGUGUCUGAUCUGAGCUUGAGGUACAAGGAGGGACUGGGGCAGUGGUGGCAGGAGAAGACCACCCUCAACCACAGCCUGGAGGCCAAGAGGGACCAGAUUAUAAAUUUGAAAGCAGAAAAACACAGCUUGGAAAGCAGCCUACAGGAUGAAAGAUACAAAAGGCAGGCACUAGAGAGCAAAUUGAACCAGGAGAAAGAUGCCAGUCAGGUGCAGCUGUCAGAGAGCAGACGAGAGUUAAAUGAGUUGAAAUCUGCUCUGAGAGUUGCACAGAUGGAAAAGGAGCAGCAAAGAUUAGCAAGACAGGAUUUAAUGCUGUAUGUACGUAGACUGGAGGAGCGUUUGGAUAAACUUGCUGACGAAAAGUGGAAAGAAGACAAAAUGCUGGAGGAAGAGCCAACAGGGGGUUUAAGCCAAUCUAGCUCACCAGCUGCUCUCUCUGACUCAGAGGAGGAGUCUCCUGAAAUGCAGAGACUUCCUAACCAACUUGGUGCCUGCAGAAUCAGUGACCAGCAGUGUUCUUCUACCCAGUUUCCAAAAGAGCUUCAGAAAGUUGUGAUCAAUCAGCCAGCACCAAUUGCUUGCCAGCUACAACCACUGCCAGAGGACAGCCCUGACUCUUGGUAAAAUGCCAACACCAAGCUGACCAAAAGGAGAACUGCAAGCCUGUGGAAGUUUGUAGAAAAAGAUGCACCAUGCAAAAUGAAAAGAGGCACUGAAGAAAAGGCUUGACGCUUGUAGUGCCCUCACCAGCUCUUUAUAAUUAAGUGGCAUUGCACACUAUCACCUACCUUUCAAAAUCUAGCUAUAGUAAGCUGAGUGACCUCUGAUUACGUACUUACUGCUACUUCCACCAAAGCCAUUUGGAUUACUUAAAAUUCUACUGAACAUUCCCAGUAUGACUUGUUAACCUGAGGUAACACUUAAGUGCCAACUUCUCAGUAUGCUGUUUCAAUUUCUUUGGUUAUUCUUCAACUAUUAUACGUAGGGUUUGAACACCAGUUUGUAAGUAUUGUAUGAAUUUUGAGUUAUAUUUAUUUAUCAUUUCUUUAGUGAGUCAGACGUCAUGAUAAAAUAUCCCUUGUUUUGAAUUGUUUGUGCAUCUCUUGCCAUUUAAUAUGCUGUACUCCCAAUGACUGUUUUUCUGGAUGGAAAGUAGCACGUAAAAGAAUAUUGAUUUUAAAUAUGUUAAGAUUUACUGAAAUGCUUCAUAAUCACUGGCCACAAAACCUGUUCUGCUAAAUUGAAACUGAUGAGUAGGCUCAGUGGAGAUGAGUACAUUGCAAAAUCCUCUUAUUUUUGUUUCUUGGUAAUAGUUUUUAUUAUGGUUACCAAAUACCAGCUCUAUAUUGUUCUAAAACUAACCAAUUGAAUUAGAGAAAAGGUUAAGUUGAGGUGUGCAGUUGAAUUAAAAGGGAAACUCCAAAAACGCAUAUUUUAUAAUGCAUUAAUUAAUUAUUGGCAUUUGCAGCAAAUGAAGAUCCACCCCUUUUUGCCCAGCACUUAGUCCUUGUUAGUGCUGGACAUUGUACAAUCAAAUGUUCCCCAUAGACAAGCACUGAGGACAAAUCUGCAAUCCAAAGCUUCUCAGAAGGAGGGGUAGAUUUAUUAAGAAAUACAAAAAUAAAGAAUUUUACUGUAGGGCUGCAUGAUUUCAAGUGCUACAUUUCUGUUUCCGUUAAAAUGAUAAUUUGCUAUAUAAAGCUAUUGUGAACUAUUCUUACCAUUGGUUGAAUUUAAUGGAGCUAUGUUCCACAUUAGCUGUAUAGCAAUUGGUUGUCUCACUAUCCGAUUGCCCAUCAGACAUAUAUUAUACCUCUUGCCAGCCACAGUGAGAAUGUCACCGAACAUGAUGGGAAUUGUAGUGCAGCAAGACUGGCAACUCCUGGCACUAAAUCUGAUGGGACCUAAAUUCCCAAUAGAUUGGUGGGGGUUUGGUUUGUUUUUAAUUCAGACCCCAGAUAUAAAAAAUCAGAAGUGGUAUAAGUCUUUUUUUUUCUUUAUCUAGGAGUUAGAGCAUACACUUGCCUGAGGGUCGGGCACUAGAAGAUUUGACACUGUAUUUAGAGGUACACCUACGUUAUCUGUCACCUGGAGUGAAAAUGUAAAUUUCCCAGAUCCCCAUCCUGAUCUGUAUUUUUACACAUGCUCACAUUCAUAUAUACAAACAUAAACAUUCAUAUACACAUACUUUAAUUCAUAUUCACAAACUCACAUCCAAACACACACAUGCAUAUUCACACAGACACACUCAUAAAUUCAUAUGCACGCAGACAUAUUCCCACUUAAUGACACACGCUCAAAUUCAUAUACACAUUUAUAUUCAUAAACACACACAUGUACAUAUACUUGCAUUCAUAUAAACUCUUGCAAACAUUUGUUUUUUAUUAAGGCUUUUAUCCCUGGUGUCUAGUGCUUUGCUGCUGGGAUCAGUCUGUGCACUGAAUGCCUGUACUGAUGCCGGGCUGGGGUGAUGUUACAUCCGAGCAUUCUUACAGGGCGUCAAGGGAGC
Molecule: messenger RNA, 3638 nt
Organism: Pelobates fuscus (common spadefoot toad)
Lineage: Eukaryota; Metazoa; Chordata; Amphibia; Anura; Pelobatidae
Gene: CALCOCO1
Product: calcium binding and coiled-coil domain 1
Exons: 13
Coding region: 110-1753 (547 amino acids)
Biological process (GO): positive regulation of transcription by RNA polymerase II
Molecular function (GO): transcription coactivator activity
Source: RefSeq, a predicted model, not a curated record